Argentina anserina (silverweed cinquefoil) is the source of this 3545-nucleotide messenger RNA. RefSeq names its product probable LRR receptor-like serine/threonine-protein kinase IRK. Gene Ontology annotation, molecular function: protein binding; protein kinase activity; ATP binding. Lineage: Eukaryota; Viridiplantae; Streptophyta; Magnoliopsida; Rosales; Rosaceae. Gene Ontology annotation, biological process: protein phosphorylation. The transcript is spliced from 2 exons. Bases 324 to 3233 code for a protein of 969 amino acids. The record is from RefSeq and is a predicted model, not a curated record. Gene Ontology annotation, cellular component: membrane.
GGCUCACCAAACUCCGGCGGAUUUUUUCCGGCCAGGUACAAUUCCCCGGUGAAACUUCCAAUGCCGGCCACAGUCUCACACAACCAGCUCAAAGCUUCUUCCUUUACUCUUCUGAGCUCACUCUAAAGCAGCUUCUAGGGUUCUACAGCACCUCACUCCUCAACCCCCAAUUUCAGUUUCCUAGGGUUCCUCAUUUCCCAAACCCACCAUUUCCUUAACCCAAUCUAGCCGUUACAGAAAGUCCCCAUCUUUCUCAAAAAAAGCUGCAAUUUUUUUUCAGUUCCGGUCUGUGUUUUUUUUUAAUGGCGUUGUAGCGCCGGGAAAUGACGUCAUAUUUAGUCAUGAAGCCGUUGCUGUUGUUAUUGGUGGGCUUAUUUUCUCUGUUUUUGGUUCCGGGGAGAUCUCUGAACCCGUCGCUAAACGACGACGUAUUGGGGCUGAUAGUGUUCAAGGCAGACAUCCAAGAUCCGAAGGGCAAGUUGGGUUCUUGGAACGAAGACGACGACAGUCCAUGUGGGUGGGUCGGAGUGAGAUGCAACCCGAGAUCCAACGCCGUCGUGGAGCUCAGCCUCGACGGGUUCUCGCUCUCCGGCCACAUUGGCCGGGGGCUGCUUCAGUUGCAGUCGCUCCGGAAGCUCUCGCUCUCGAGGAACAACCUCACCGGAAACUUGAGCCCCAAGAUUGCCCACAUCGGCAACCUCCGGGUGCUGGAUUUGAGCGGGAAUGGGUUCUCCGGGGCCGUGCCGGAGGAGUUUUUCCGGCAAUGUGGGUCCCUCAGAGUGGUGUCCUUGGCGGGUAACAAGUUUUCCGGCAAGAUUCCGGAGAGCUUGGGGUCCUGCGCGGGUCUUGCGGCGGUUGACAUGAGUUUGAACCGGUUUUCGGGGCCGGUUCCGGACGGCGUUUGGUCCUUGAAUGCGAUUAGGUCGCUGGAUUUGUCUGGGAAUUUGUUGGAGGGGGAAAUUCCGGAGGCUAUUAAAGGGUUGAAGAAUCUGAGAGCUCUUGAUUUGGGGAGGAAUCGAUUUUCGGGGAUUGUUCCUGAUGGAAUUGGGAGCUGUUUGUUGUUGAGGUCUAUUGAUCUUAGUGAGAAUGGAUUCACAGGCAACCUGCCGCAGACAAUGCGGGCACUUGGUCUGUGUGGGGCUCUGAAUGUGCAGAGGAACUCGUUUUCGGGUGAGGUUCCUGAGUGGAUUGGGGAAAUGGAGAGCCUGGAGACUCUGGACCUGUCCGGCAACCGGUUUUCGGGUCAGGCUCCGAGUUCUUUGGGGAAUCUUGGAGCUUUGAAGGUGUUGAAUUUGUCUGGAAAUGAGUUCAGUGGGAGCUUGCCUCAGUCUUUGGUUAAUUGCACGAGCCUUUUGGCUUUGGAUUUCAGUAAGAAUUCUUUGGAGGGUGAGCUUCCUGGGUGGUUAUUCAAGGCAGGGUUAGUUUCGGAGAUGAAGCUGAGUGGAAGUAGCCCUUUGUCGACUGGAAGUGGGCUUCGAAAGCUGGAGGUGUUAGAUUUAUCCGGAAAUGGUUUUACUGGUGAGGUUCCAUCUGCCAUUGGGGCCUUAAGCAGUAGCUUACAGGUAUUGAACCUUUCGGACAACUCUUUUGUUGGUCCUGUUCCUGCUACUAUUGGAGAGUUGAAGGCCCUGGAUAGUCUUGAUAUGAGUGGGAAUCAGCUCAGCGGCAGCAUUCCUCUGGAAAUUGGAGGGGCGAUUUCUUUGAAGGAGUUGAGAUUGGAAAACAACUUCCUCUCCGGAAAAAUUCCGACUUCAAUUGAGAACUGUUCUUCUCUUACCACUUUCAUUGUAUCACAUAAUAGACUCUCGGGUCCCAUACCUGCUGCUGUAGGCAAACUUAGCAACUUACAGUAUGUGGACUUGUCUUUCAAUAACCUCUCGGGAGCCCUUCCCAAGCAGUUGGCGAAUCUUCCCAACAUCAUUUCCUUCAAUAUUUCCCACAACAACCUCCAGGGGGAACUACCUUCGGGUGGCUUUUUCAACACCAUCUCCCCUUCUAGUGUCUCGGCCAAUCCAUCGCUUUGCGGCUCUGCAGUUAAUAAGUCUUGCCCUGCAGUCCUUCCCAAACCCAUCGUUCUCAAUCCCAAUUCCUCAUCUGACUCCAGCACAGGUGCAUUGCCUUCCAAGUUUGGUCAUAAAAGAAUCAUCCUCAGCAUUUCUGCGCUCAUUGCAAUUGGUGCAGCUGCUUUCAUUGUCAUUGGUGUUAUUGCCAUCACCGUGCUUAAUCUCCGUGUACGAACUUCCACAUCUCGUCCUCCAGCUGCCAUCACAUUUUCAGGCGGGGAUGACUUCAGCAAUUCCCCCACUACAGAUGCCAACUCUGGUAAACUUGUCAUGUUUUCGGGUGACCCUGACUUCAGCACUGGCGCACAUGCUUUACUCAACAAGGACUGUGAACUUGGACGUGGUGGGUUUGGAGCAGUCUACCGGACGGUUCUCCGUGAUGGACGGUCUGUUGCAAUCAAGAAGCUCACUGUUUCAAGCCUUGUCAAGUCUCAGGAAGAAUUUGAAAGGGAAGUUAAGAAAUUAGGAAAAGUGAGGCACGAUAAUCUAGUGGAGAUUGAAGGCUAUUACUGGACUCCAUCAUUGCAGCUCAUCAUAUACGAAUAUGUAUCUGGUGGUACUUUGUAUAAGCAUCUUCAUGAUGGAGCAGGUGGAAACUUCCUUUCAUGGAAUGAUAGGUUCAACAUAAUUCUUGGAACUGCAAAGAGUUUGGCUCACUUGCACCAGAUGAACAUAAUCCACUACAAUAUAAAAUCUAGCAAUGUCCUGAUCAGCGGCUCAGGUGAACCUAAAGUGGGAGACUUUGGCCUAGCGAGGUUAUUGCCAAUGCUUGACCGAUAUGUUCUGAGCAGCAAGAUCCAGAGUGCCCUUGGCUACAUGGCACCAGAGUUUGCUUGCAAAACAGUUAAGAUAACUGAGAAAUGUGAUGUCUACGGGUUUGGUGUUUUGGUUCUAGAGGUGGUGACAGGGAAAAGACCUGUCGAAUACAUGGAAGAUGAUGUUGUGGUGCUCUGUGACAUGGUCAGAGGAGCAUUAGAAGAAGGCAGGGUAGAGGAAUGUAUUGAUGCUAGGCUCCAGGGAAGUUUCCCUGCCGAAGAAGUUAUUCCGGUAAUGAAAUUGGGGUUGAUAUGCACAUCACAAGUGCCGUCAAACAGACCCGACAUGGGGGAAGUUGUCAACAUAUUGGAGCUGAUCAGAUGUCCAUCGGAAGGCCAAGAUGAAUCAGGAUGAAUUUAACUUAACAGAUGUUCAAUGAAGGGAUUUGCAAUGAGUUAUCCGGCAAAGAAGAAUCACAGUUUCGUCUCAAGAAUGAAGAAGAAACAUAAUUAUUGAUGGAAGGUUUUUUUUUUUUUUUUUUUUGCUUAUUAUUGUCUUAGCUUAGUUAAUUUUCUUCAAUUUGUGUAUUUCCUGUUUAUUUCUGUAGGUUCUCUUCCAGUGUGUUACAAGCAGAGCUAGGUCACUAGAUUCUGCUUUGCCGGAUUCGAUUUUGGGUCCCUUUCAGAUAUUAUCACUGCUAAUCUCUUGUACUCUACCAGUGUCUGU